This is a messenger RNA of Cherax quadricarinatus, 2280 nucleotides long. RefSeq names its product alpha-1,4-N-acetylglucosaminyltransferase-like. Gene Ontology annotation, molecular function: hexosyltransferase activity. The record is from RefSeq and is a predicted model, not a curated record. NCBI's taxonomy places the organism in Eukaryota, Metazoa, Arthropoda, Malacostraca, Decapoda, Parastacidae. Gene Ontology annotation, biological process: glycosphingolipid biosynthetic process.
ACUUGUUACUUCUAAUAUUUGAGAACGAUGCUCGCUCGAAGAACCUGGAUCGCUGCUGUUCAAAGACUAGCAGUUUUAUUUCUGAUUCCUUUCCUUUAUAUAAAUUUUCGGGAACAUUUUGGUACUAAGCAGGCGGAUGUGGGCGUGGGUAUAAGCAUCAACACUUGGAUAAAUCAUCUUUGUCCAAAGUAUUCCCUAAUUAACACCGUCAACAAAACUCUCAACUGGCGGCCGCUCACCCCAAACACCAUUUUCUUUACUGAAACUUCCUGUGCCCUCAAGUUCUCUCCAAGGAAGGCGUGUGCCGUCGAGAGCGCCGCCCAUCACCAUCCACAUCGACCUGUCCUGUUGUUGGUGACCGCCCCUGCCAUACUUCAUCCACAACCACUACUUCAGUUAGUGGAGGACCUGGAUAAUGUGGAAUUCUCUUACUUGGAUCUGGACCAGGUCUUUAGUGAGCCUCCGCUGAAGUCAUGGCAUCAUCAACGUCUAUGGCUCUACAAUGAAGAUCAUGCACCUGUGUUUGUUAGCGACGCAGCCCGUGUGGAGCUCUUAAGACGAUAUGGCGGGACUUACCUUGACCUCGACAUCUGGACCUUGCGACCUCUUCCUGACUUCCAACCUUAUCUAGGGUGGCAAACUGCCGAAUCCGUCAACAACGACGUCUUGAGCUUUUCCCCACGACACCACUUCAUACAGGAAAUUGUGGAUGCAAUACCGAGUGUUUUCAAUCCCCACACACGCAACACCAUUGGUCCGACUCUCUUCACCACCCACCUGCGCCAACUGUGUCCUGAACAGCUUACCAUCCCCAAGGACAUCAACAGCACAGUGAAGGACACCUGCCACGGCAUCACCAUCUACCCACGACGAGCCUUCUCCCCCAUCAGCCUAGGACCUUCUGAGUUAUUGAGCGUCUUCUUACGUGGUCAUGGACUAGGAACCAAGUUUUUGAAGGAGUCGACUGACUUCUACUUACUCCAUUUGUAUAACUACCUAUCAGAAAUGCUCUUAGUCAAAUUGGGAGGAGACUCCAUCCUAGAGGAAGUGGCUAAGAGGAACUGCCCAAUAUUAUUAUUAUUAUAAUCAAGGGGGAAGAGCUAAACCCGUAGGAUUAUACAGCGCCCAGGGGGGGGGGAUGUGGAAGGCAUUCAGGCUUAAUUCGGGGAACUGGAGCACAGAUCCAAUUCCCUAAAUCAAGAGCCCCUCACCAACAUCAAGGAACCUUCCAUGAGGGGAACUGCCCAAUAGUAUAUCGUUUUUUUUUUCUUGCCCAUAACAUGAAAUUUUAAAUUACUACUUAACCUAAACGAAUAAUGACAUAACUAAUGGACUCGCACACAUUAUACUACUUUUAAAUGAUAAAGCUGGUAAAUUAGCCAAAUUAAGUAAGUUGGUUGUAACUGUAGUAUGACUUUCCAACAUUAGAUCAAAUAUUACGAGAGAAUUAAAUACUAAUAAAUGUGAACGUCACAGGAAUACUUUUAGAAGCUUGAGUGGAUCUAUAGCUCAUGAUAACAUAAACGUAGGUAAGUAUGUUUACCGAGAAACUAGAAAUUAAAACAACCUGACUGAUGUUGUAGUAGCUAGGUUUAGAAUCCUGGGAGUCUGGUAUAUACACACCUAAAUGAAAAGUAUAGUGUUAAUAUAAUGAUCACUCUCUUGAACACUAUGUGCUUGAUUAUUCACUUACCGAAGAAUGUAGACAAUAAAAUAACCUAUUUGAUAUGUCAAGGUAAAUUAUUAAUAUAAAAAUCUAGAAAUUUUAGGUAAAUGUCCUCAAUUUGUUUUGUAACAGAUGAAAUACAAACUAAAUAUACUGUAUAUCUUGAUGUAUUUCUGUUAACUUUUUCGGGGUCUAGUACCUGGGCCUUUUGUGUAUCCAUACGCCUUGCGUAACCGUCUACAGGAUGGACGGUUACGAAAGAUUUAAUUUUUUCCCCUAAGGUUAUCCUUCAUGACUCUUAAGGGUCACAUAGUUUACGGGUCGUACAAUGCCUGGGAGAUGAUCAAGUUAAAAUUCACUGGAGUAACUGCCCUGCAUCAGCAUCCAGGCUUCAUCCAGGAAGGUUUCUUCAGUUCGGUUCUUAUUGCAAUUAGGAAGAAAUUUACUGGUAAUGAUAAUAUAAUGCUAACAAUUCUAUGUUAAAUAUGUCAGAUUAGCUCUCCUUCCUAUGACCAAGGUGGGUACUCCUACUAAGUUUUGAUGUUACUUAUCAUGUUUUUGUGUUUGUAUCUUAAUGUUUCGGUAAACUAAAUGACAUUAAAUGUUGUAGAAUA